AAUUUGCAUUUACAGGGAAAAAGGAAAAAAAAAUUCAGACAAAAAAAAAAAAAAAAAAAAAAAGCUCUGCAAUUUUCGUUCUUGUUCAUCAUCAAUGGCGAACCCACCAAGUCGCGAGGACCUCAUCUACUUGGCAAAGCUGGCCGAGCAGGCCGAGCGCUACGAUGAGAUGGCGGAUACCAUGGAGAAGUACGUGACCCUGUUGCCGGAGAAAGCCGAGCCGACCGUGGAGGAGCGAAACCUAUUCUCCGUCGCCUACAAGAACGCCGUCGGUUCUCGACGAGCCUCGUGGCGGAUAAUAUCCUCCAUCGAGCAGAAGGAAGAGGGGCGAGGGAAUUCUGACCACGUGGCGACAAUCAAGGACUACAGGGCCAAGAUCGAGAACGAGCUUUCGUCGAUUUGCGAUCGGAUUCUUAACCUACUGGAGCAGAAAUUGGUACCCGCGUCUUCCGAUGGGGAUUCGAAGGUUUUUUACCUGAAGAUGAAAGGGGAUUACCAUAGGUACCUUGCUGAAUUCAAGACUGGGUCAGAUCGCAAGGACGCUGCUGAGAAUACCCUCUCUGCUUACAAGGCUGCUCAGGAGAUUGCGAAUUCUGAACUGCCGCCAACUCAUCCCAUCCGCUUAGGAUUGGCUCUGAAUUUCUCGGUGUUUUAUUAUGAGAUUCUGAAUUCUCCUGAUAGGGCUUGCAAUCUUGCUAAGCAGGCUUUUGAUGAAGCCAUAGCAGAGCUGGAUACGCUGGGAGAGGAAUCAUACAAGGAUAGCACUUUGAUAAUGCAACUUCUUCGUGAUAAUCUCACUUUGUGGACCUCAGACAUGCAGGAUGAUGGAACAGAUGACAUCAAAGAAGCUACCAAGCCUGAGAGUGAGCAGCAGCCGUGAAAUUUGUUAGUUCCAGCAUUGAAGAGUUCUCCUUCUCCUUUGUUUCUUAUUAGAGAAGGUGUUUGAUUCUAAUAUCCAACAAUAUUAUCAGUUUGUAAGAGUUUAUGCCUCUCUAUGCCUUGCAUUUAGAGGCAGUCUGGUAUGCAUAAGCCUAGGGUCUUUUAUUUUCCUUUUAUCAGUUUAUGCUUCUUCUCGCUUCGAUUGAUACCCAGAAACUUCAAAUCUAUGUUUUCAAUUGUUCGCAUGACAUAUGAAAGAAGUGAUUUACAAUAUUUUCCCAUAA
This is a messenger RNA of Ziziphus jujuba (common jujube), 1163 nucleotides long. RefSeq names its product 14-3-3 protein 6. Bases 95 to 880 code for a protein of 261 amino acids. Gene Ontology annotation, cellular component: cytoplasm. Gene Ontology annotation, biological process: signal transduction. NCBI's taxonomy places the organism in Eukaryota, Viridiplantae, Streptophyta, Magnoliopsida, Rosales, Rhamnaceae. The transcript is spliced from 4 exons. The record is from RefSeq and is a predicted model, not a curated record.